Messenger RNA from Vollenhovia emeryi, 2643 nucleotides. RefSeq lists its product as uncharacterized. Gene Ontology annotation, molecular function: RNA-DNA hybrid ribonuclease activity; nucleic acid binding. The coding region runs from base 1 to 2643 and encodes 880 amino acids. The record is from RefSeq and is a predicted model, not a curated record. NCBI's taxonomy places the organism in Eukaryota, Metazoa, Arthropoda, Insecta, Hymenoptera, Formicidae. The transcript has a single exon.
AUGGACGCCUCGGGCCACUCAGGCCCGUUGGCGGAGGAAGCUCGUUUCGCCGCAGAAUGUAAACUUUGCCCCGCUUCCUGUGAGCCUAGAUUUGACCUAGAAUUUCUUGCAGGUGCUUGGAGGCGUAGGGCCACGAGACCCGUAUCAAACUUUUUGGACGCUCCUUUUACUAUGGAGGAACUUGAAUCGGCAUUGGAAUAUCUCGAGGGUAGAAAAUCGGCUCCGGGAAUAGAUCAGGUAGAUUUUCCGACUAUUUGUUCCUUCCCUUCUUAUUUGAGGAGAGCUUUACUCGAUAUAUUCAACGGGUUGCUCCUUAAGAGAUCGCCCCCCGCAGAAUGGAAAAGAGCCAUGGUGGUACUUAUUCCCAAGGGCGGGAGUAAGGGCCUUAGGCCCAUCUCUCUGCUUUCUUGUUAUUUAAAGGUGCUUGAAAGAAUUAUAUACCUUAGAUUGAUGUGGUAUGUAGAAUCGAAUAAUAUCAUCCCAAAUGAGCAGUUUGGCUUUAGACGCGCUAGAUCAUGUGGUGAUAGCCUUUCUAUUUUGUCUGGUGAGGUUAAGAAUUUUAUGCUCAAGGGAGAUAAGGUUUCCGCGGUGUUCCUAGAUAUAGUAUCGGCAUUUGAUAAUGUGGACCCUUUGCUGUUGGUCGAAGGGCUCAUCGAUAUAGGGGUUCCUGACAAGCUUAGUUAUUUCAUCUAUGAAUUAUUGAAAAAAAGAAGAAUUCAAUUUCUGUGCGAUGGGGAAAUGAGCGACGUUUUCUUCUCUUACAAGGGUACCCCGCAAGACUCAAUUCUCAGCCCUCUUUUAUUCAAUAUUUACUUAAGGAAUCUCCCCGCUAAUUUGGCGGCGGGAAUUAAGGCUUUGCAAUAUGCAGAUGAUUUGGUUAUUUGGGGUGGGGGAAGUGACGUGCAAGGGGUGAUUGAUUCGCUGUCUUCCGCUGUGAAUCGGGUGGACUCCUUCCUGGGGGGUUUGGGUCUAUCGCUAUCCGCUGCUAAAUCUCAGAUUAUUCACUUUUCAAGAGGUGGACAUGCGAGUCCGUGUUCGCCUGUCUUGCUUGGAGUCGAACCUAUUCGGCAGGUUGAACAAGCAAGGUUCCUGGGCAUUAUUCUUGACUCGAGGUUAUCGGGUGGUCCUCAUAUUGAGGGGGUCACCCGCAAAUGUAGAGCGAUCUGCAAUGUAAUCACCUCUCUUGCGGGGGUCUGGUGGGGGGCUCAUCCUUCCACUCUUCUUACCCUGUACAGGUCUACCCUCCGAAGUGUCAUGGAGUAUGGUCACCAGGUUUUCUUCACUAGAGGCAAUUCGAGUAGGUUAAUCAAACUAUAUAGAAUCCAAUAUAAAGCGAUUAGAACAGCCAUGGGAUAUCGUCUCUCCACUCCCAUUAACACCAUGUUCGACGAAGCAAGGGAACCUCCUUUCAUGCGCCGACUGGAUUUUUCGAAUUCCAGAUUCAUUUACAAAAACGUAGCCAACUCGGAGAGUUUGGUCAUCAAUUCUUUAGCGGAUAUCGCGGAAUCUACUUCCUCCAUAAUAAAAAGAGUAUGGCUCUUGGACAAUCUUCCAUCCUUCAGGGCUUACAUUAAAUGUAGGGAAGACGGCGGAUCUAUUAGGAGGUCCCCCUCCCUUCCCUAUUUCGAAACUAGAUAUGAAUCUUUGAUUAAUAAUUUGCUCUUCCAUAGAUUAGAUAUCCCGGCACCUCUAGGCAAACGUGAAGCGACGCUGCUCUUCAAGGAGAUUUCUGCAGAAUAUCGUGCAGGAGCUCUUACCUUUUAUACGGAUGGAUCUAAAUCGGAAACUGGGGCGAUGGUCGGUGUAGGAAUAUUUUCUCCAGAAAUCGACAUAGGUAUCUCCAAGAGGAUUCCCCGCGAGGCCUCAAUAUUUACGGCGGAGGCUUGGGCCAUUAUGACGGCUCUUGAUAUUGCCCGAGAAAGGGGUGGUAGGUUUUGUAGGAUCACGAUCUUUUCCGAUUCCAAGAGCGUCCUAGAGGCCGUGUGCUCCUUCAAUCCUUUCCCUGCAAACUUUCUCAUCUCCAAAAUCAGAGAACAGAUAUACCUAUUCAAAUCCUCGGGAAUUACUGUCAAUCUGGUAUGGGUUCCGGCUCACCGAGGCAUUCCCGGGAAUGAAAUGGCGGAUGCAUUGGCAAAAAGAGCGAUUGUAACGGGAGGGGAAGUAUCCCCUGGAUGUCUACUUCCUUACACUGACUUUUUGGCUGAAUCCAGAAGUGAUCUCAGGAAUUCCUCCGAGAACUAUUUCAAAAUUUGUUCUGUUUCCAAAGGUGCUCUCAACUUUGAAAAAUUCCAUAACACGUCUCCCAAGCCUUGGUUUCACAAGGUUAGACUCAAAAGAGAUCUGGUGGUACUCAUUAAUCGUCUCAGAAGUAACCAUUAUAAUUUAAACCAUAGUCUCUUUAGGAAAAAUAUUGUUUCUUCCCCUAACUGUAUUUGUGGUUUUGAUACACAAGACCUGAAUCACGUCAUUUUUGAUUGUCCUUCCUUCUGUACGAAAAUGCAAAACCUCAACAGUUACCUACGUUCCACAUUUGCUGAUUCCUUGGGAUCCCCCCCUGACCUCCUUAAUUUGCUCCACGACCCCUGUCACAAACUAUGCCGAUUACUGUUGGCGGCCUUUAAGUCCGCUGAAAUGCUACCUUGA